Messenger RNA from Haemonchus placei, 240 nucleotides. Lineage: Eukaryota; Metazoa; Nematoda; Chromadorea; Rhabditida; Trichostrongylidae. The record is from the annotation of a GenBank genome assembly.
AUGCGAGGGCUACCGAAGAGUGAACGUCCUCGGUCUAAGAAUAUAGUUCGAAAUGGGACUCUGAACGUGGGUUCGCUCACUGGAAAGUUCCGAGACGUCGCCGAUCUAAUGAAGCGCAGAAAUAUCCAAGUCCUCUGCCUUCAAGGGACCAGCUGGAAAGGAGCAAAGGUUAAGGAAAUCGGAGAGGAUGUCAAACUUUACCACAAGGAAAUGGGGAUGACACCAAAGGAAAUGGUGUGA